This is a messenger RNA of Durusdinium trenchii, 4938 nucleotides long. Lineage: Eukaryota; Dinophyceae; Suessiales; Symbiodiniaceae. The record is from the annotation of a GenBank genome assembly.
AUGAGGACCACCAGGACAGUGGUUUCCAUACCGCGGCAGACCUCCCUCCACCUUGCAUGGACCGGCAUGAAAGCCCGGGUGCCCCGAAACAUCACUUGGAUGUUCCACAUCGAAGGUCAUGACCAGGCCACCGAGGAGUUCGAGGGCUUUCACGACGGAAUGGCGCAGCUGGCAGUGGAGGAGAUGGACUUCGACGAGAUCGCAAACGAAGACGGUGUGAAAAACAUCAUGGCAAGACUUCGAGAGUUCUUUUUGCCUCACCUCGAAGUCUCACUCCCAAGAGCCUUCGAGACUGCAGUCUAUGGGAGACCUAGGCAGUCGACAGAAGGCUUCCCGGAGUUCAUCGCCCGCAUGGAGAAGGCCUUCAGCCGCUUGACCAAAGAAGGAGUGGAGCUGCCUGAUGGAGCGACAGGGUACAUUUUGUACCGCCAAGCUUCACUAAGUGAGCCCCAAGAGCAAAGACUUCUCAUGUGGUGCGAUGGCAAGUACGACAAGAUGUCCAUAGUGAAAGCCUUGAGAAAACUCGAUAAGGUGGUCAAGGAGAAGUCCAACAGCAAGGGCACCUACUUGAUGGACAUCGAUGACGCUGUUGAGAAUGACACGUACCUCCAGGCUGAAGAUGAGGACGGCGACGGAGAAGAAUUCAUCUACGUGGCCGAAGGAGACCUGGACGGCGCCUAUACAGAAGAAGAAAUGAUGGAAGCCUUGGCUAGCUAUAGAGAAAUCCGAGACGCCCUGAAGAACCAAAGAAACGGCAGAGGUUUCUACAACCGGGAGAACUUCAAGGGCAAGGGCUUUGGGCAGAGCAAAGGAAAGGGAAAAGGCAAGCAUCGAGUGCACAUUGAACAGUUGAAGCUUCGCACCCGAUGCUGGAGUUGUGGAGCCUUGGGACACCUCAGCCGAGAGUGCACCAGCAAAGGUUCUGAGAAAGGAAAGCAUCAAUCCAAUGGAGCACCCGCCGGUUCCUCGGCAGCCUCAACCAAGACGGGCUUUUUCAUAGUGCAGGACGAAGGCGAUUUGGCCCACUCGUCCGAAUGUUUUCCUGGAGACUCAGCCGGUUCCGCCAAGGAAACCUUUUGGCUGAGGCAGUUUGUUGAGGAGAGGAAGCAAGCUCUCCGUCUCACAGAAAGCUCACCCGCUCGUUCAGCAUACAAGGCCGCUUCGUCCGACAGCCAGUUUUGUGGCAUCACCACGAAUUCGGAAGUCGGGGUCGUGGACACGGCGGCCGAAGGGGGACUGGUCGGGAUCAAUGCGCUUCAACGUCUUGAGCAUCGCCUACAUGAUCACGGAUUAGCAAUCAAGUGGGUUCCCAAGAAGUCCUUAGCCAAAGGCAUAGGAGGUCAAGCUCAAGUCGUUGGGGUAGCUAUGAUUCCUUUGGGCAUCGGAGGUAUUUGCGGGUUGCUCGAGGUCACGGUCGUCGAGGGUGAGGUUCCACUUCUGCUACCAGUUAAGCUGUUGAAACACAUGAAGGUCAUUCUCGAUUUCAUCAAGUACAAGUUCAUUUUGCCAGAUGAGGGUUUAGAGUUGAACAUGAGUGAGACGCCCAGCGGACAUGUCACUAUAGACAUCUUGCACUUCCCACCUGACGGCUUUGCAGUUCCUGCCAAUCAGCCGCUGCCCAGACCUUCGAGAGACUCGUCACCACCUCCGACCAUCAUGGCCGACCUGAUGGGGCGAAUGGGCAAGCUGAUGGGUGCCAGUUUGGGAGCACCUCAAGAGAAGAAAGAUGUGACAAUGAAAGGUCAGGCGAGGCGUCCAAAACUCGCCAUCAGGAACUGGAGAGUCAUGCUCGACAAGAUCUUCGUGAUGCUGGCCUUCGUCGAGCGCCAAAGCAUCGUGCAAGAGUGGUUCCCCGCGCAAUCACCUUCGGGGCCAUUUGCGCCGCCCUCAAGGCAGGACGGGGACUCUCUGGAGGCCAUCUACAGCGAGGUCAUCACCAAAGCGAAGCCGCUGACUCCACUGAAGUCCAAGGAGGCACCGACUACGGCCGCCAGUUCAUGCAUUCAUCCGAAAGCUCAGCUCAGGGGCGGCGGGAACAAGAGUGCCUCGUACAUCAUGUGCAAGAUGUGCCACUCCCGUUGGGAGUCCCCGCUGACGGCCACCGAGAUCAAAGAAGACUUGAAGAAGAACAAGAAGGGCCUCUUGAGCCAAAGUCCAAUGGCGAAUGUCAAAGAAGAGAUGAAGAAGAAGAUGGGCGGAGAGACCUCCUCGACAACAUCCAGUGCCUCAGCUCCUACGGAGAAGGUCAUAUUGGAGCUGCAGAAGUACCUGAACCAGGAAAAGGAGGAGAAUCAAGCCGAGCAGGAAGCCAUGUGGAAGGAGCUGCAACAACAGAAGUUGGAGCUGAGAGAAAAGGAGAUCAAGAUGGAGGCCAUGUUCCACUCGGUCAUGAAGAAGAACGAAGAAGAGAAAGAGAGCCCUCCGAAGAUAGAAAGACCAUGGGAGGAGGACCGACUGUGCCACUGCGGCACCUUGGCCAUAAAGCUCAGGAGGAUGCUGGAAGACCGACCGGAAGAACGACAGUUCUGGACAUGCCGCUUCGGACAAUGCGAGUUCUUCGAGUGGGGGAAGACGAUCACCCAUCAAGUGAAGCCUCCCACGGAGAUGAGCUUCGCCCUAGUGAAGUCCGAGGGAGAAGUCCCAGGAGAAGGAGUCAAGGUCGCAGAGAAGGAGUGGAAGGAAGAAGAAGGACUUGUGCCUUUGAGAGAAGAGCGAACAGUGAGGAUUCAAGCCUGGCUGUCCAGCCAGGCGAAACUUGAAGAUGAGUUCGGCGUAGAGAAGGAGACCCAGCUCAAUCAACGACAGAGGAAGCAAGUUAUGAAAGGUUUGAAGAAGCAGCUAAAGAAGGAUGGUGGGCAUGAAGAGGAGAUCCUCUCGGUGCUAGUGUUAGUCACCGACGCUGGAAGAGAAUUCUCUUCCCAGUUGAUGCAAAUGGCCGCUUCGCAUGGGAUAGUGACUCAGACUAUCGCAGCAAAGGCUCCUUGGCAGAACGGCCGUACUGAACGACAUGGACAACACUUCAAGGAGCUCCUAGAGAAAGCAAGAGAAGAAGCAGUGAUCACGUCAAAAGAAGAGUUAGAGCUGCUCAUGCAAGAAGUUGAGAUGACGAAGAACAGGUUCAGCAACAGGAGCGGCUUCUCUCCGGUGCAGCGGCAGAUUGGGCAAUGGCCCAGAGUCCCAAGUUCGCUCUUGGGAGACGAUGUGAUAGAUCCCGGGCUGAUGAACGGAGCGGUGGUGGACGACAUGGAAAGACUUCACGAGAUGAGGAGGCUUGCGCAGAAGGCGUUCGUGGAGCACAAUGCCAAAGAAGCCCUGAAAAGGGUUGAAAGAGGAAGAACCAGGGCGCCACAAGAAUUCACAGCAGGAGACUACGUCUUCGUCUACCGAGUGCCCAGACAGAAGAAGAGGAAACAUGAAGGAGGUCAGCCAAGCCAUGAAAGAAGCCCGAACAAAGCCACUUGGAUAGGCCCCGGGACAGUCAUUGCCGUCGACGGGGCUAGUCUCUGGGUUUCCAUGUACGGAGAACUAUGGAGAGUCGCCAGAGAGCAAUGCAGACCAGCCACCAAUGUGGAGAAGCAGGGCAUCGAAGAAGUGAUGAGGAGCUGUAAGGAGCUGGUCGAAGAGUUCAAAAGAUCAUCCCACAGGAAAGGCUAUAAAGACUUGAGAGGAGAGAGAUGGCCAGAAGACGACGAAGAUGAAGAAGGAGGAUUGAAAGAAGAGGGAGAAGACCUUGAAGCCAAGAGAAGAAGAGUCGAAGAAGAAGAAGUAGAAGAGGAAGGCUACACCCCGACGGAGCCCAUCACGACGCCAAGAAGUAGAAGCCGAAGUCCAAGGGACAGGGCACCAAGCUCGUGGGAGGAUGAGCCUGAAGAAGAAAGAGAAGAAGAUGAAACCAGGAGUCAGCAAAGAAAAAGAGAAGAACAAGAGGAGGACGCUUCUCGAAAGAAGAAGAAGGAAGAAGAAGAUGAAGGCUACCAGAGAAGCCUACAGGAAUCCAUCAAAGAGCGAGGGCACUGGACGGGUUGCCACCCAUCUCUGGACCUCUCAGAUGGAAGCCCGACAGAAGCUCAGUCAACCCAUACUUUCAAGAAUGGACUAGGAGAUCUCCUUUGGAUGAAGGUGCUCUUUAAAGAGCUGGAGAUCGAGAAGUUCAACAUGUGCGAAUGGGCCUCAACCAUGUCCAAGGAAAGAACGGUGGCCCUAGCCAAGGACGACAGUGGAUGCCUCAGAGAGUGCCUCGCGAUCGUGGACGCGAAGAGUCUGUAUGACUACCUGAGUGAGAUCCGCUGGGUCGAUCAUCCUGCCAUGAUCGCAGACCCUCUCACCAAAGUGAAGGGUUCAUGCCAGCCGCUGAUAGAUCUCCUCGAGAAAGGAGAAUUCAGCAUCUCAGCUGAGGAGACGCCCACCGUGGAGGAUCUCGUGGACCGGCCGGCGAAGAUGCGCAAAGUGGAGGAGCCCGGCGGCGAGCCAUCAGCUCCAUCAGUACCAUCAGGGUCGCCGGCGAAGGGGAUUAGCCGAGAUUCCGAGAAGAUGAUCCUCCGCAUGAGUCAGAAAGGUUUAUCCCCUGAGAUGAUUGCGGAUGUGUUGAAUGUGGAAGCUGCAGAAAUCAUGAAGACUCUUGAGCUGAUGCAGUGUGGUGCACAGGACAGUCACACCGGUGGGCAAGUGGGCGAACAUGGCCUCACCUCAUUGGUGAAGCGUCUCAUGGUGGAUCCUCCUGACCUUUGUUGUCCCAUUUCUCACGCGUUGAUGGAAGAUCCGGUGGUUGCAGCCGACGGGUUCCACUACGACAGGUCCUGCAUCAAGGAUUGGCUUCAACAGAGCGCGAAUGCAAAAAGUCCAUCAACAGGACUGAUCAUGAAGUCAAAGGUGCUGUGGAUGAACUUUGUAAUAUAUUUGGAUUUCUUUUUGGCGAUUGGUUGGGUUAAAAUGAGAUGA